Saccharomyces paradoxus is the source of this 4947-nucleotide messenger RNA. It is a transcript of the gene HIR3, whose product is annotated as Hir3p. The record is from RefSeq and is a predicted model, not a curated record. Lineage: Eukaryota; Fungi; Ascomycota; Saccharomycetes; Saccharomycetales; Saccharomycetaceae. The transcript has a single exon. Gene Ontology annotation, molecular function: nucleosome binding. Gene Ontology annotation, cellular component: HIR complex; nucleus. Gene Ontology annotation, biological process: chromatin organization. The coding region runs from base 1 to 4947 and encodes 1648 amino acids.
AUGUCUAUGUUCAACGCUCUCAAUUCAAACAUCGAAGGUGAACAGUACGAGGCAGAGGAACACUCGAGGGAGCUCCAAAUCGAACAGAGUUUUAAUAUUCUACAGGACGCUCUAAUUGAUCUAAAGAACAAGGACUUCGAAAAGUCGGACAGCAAGUUUCAAGAGCUCUUUCAAAUUGAUGUCGUUAAGCCUGAUAGGUGGGGUAUGUACCGCAAUUCCUCUCCUACGUUAGAUAAUCUCCGAUAUUUAUGUUAUAGGAACAGAGGGAUGUACUAUCAUCUAUAUUUGGAGAAUUAUUAUGAAAGUUUGAACUCACAGGAAUUAGUUAAUUGCAUUUUAAAAGCAGUUGAGAACUUGGUUGAGUCUAUUCAACAUAGCGAUGCUGAUUUUGCAGUUACAGACUUACUGGCUCGCAUUUUCAAGAGCUUCAAUAGUGUCAAAUUAGAACGUUUAAUUUCAGAGUAUGAAUUCACUAAAGAGGAGAAUCUAUCACUUUUGUUGGGCCGACACCGUAAAUUUCUUUUGAACGAUUUGACUCUGAUGAUGAAUAACUACAUAGACCUCACGAAUAAACUACUAGUCCCCAACUUAUCAGAUAACACUAUCUUUGAGAGAUAUCAUUUGGAGAAGUACAAGGAUAUUAAGCCGGAGCCAUUAGCUUUUGGUCCAAUUCUUUCCAGAAUAUCAGAAAUGAAAAAGCAAGACGAAGAGAUUAUGAAGAAGCUGGACGUAUUUAAUGUCACACUGAAUGAAGAAUCAUGGGAUGAAGUUGCAAAGGCCUUAAAAAACUUACUACCCAGCUUUAAAAUAUCAUCUCUUAUCGGUAGGUAUUUGGAUCCGUAUAACGAAAUUGAAGAACCUAUCGAGGCGGUUAAGUUUGAAUUAUCCGAACCAAUUAAUAAUACACCAUCUUUAGACAAAGACUUCGAACGGCAAGAAGAGGAGCAAGAUAAAGAGGGUGUACGAGCGGACGAUAAGAGUGGAAAUUUAGCACCAUUGGAAAUCCAAGCUGAUGAAGAAGCAAGACCCAUUAAGAGACUCGAUGAACAUGUCGAUACCACGAAGCCUCUUCAGAGAAGUAGUAAACGUUUCAAAGAAAGAGAACAAGAAAACACAAAAGAGCUUGUUAUGGAUGUUCAUAAGAAAUUUUUUGCUGAGUUCAACACGUUAUUGUCGUAUGUCCAUAUUCUACCCUUUUGUGAUUUUGAAACAUUUUCCUCCAAGUUUAUCAUGGGCCCUGGUGGUAAACAACCCGAGAAAUUCAUUCCCUAUACUGAUCUCUAUGAAUGUUUGAAAUCUUGGAGUAGUAGAUAUACUGAUAUUUUUAACCAAAACGACUACCUAUCCAGUGGUUCUAACGAAAAUGAGGAAUUAUUCCAACUAAACGCACUCUUGAAAUCUAAUGCGUUCGACGAUAAAGAGAGCUUUCCUAGAUAUUUAAGUGACCUGGACUCGGAACACAUCAGAUCUUUUAUUUCCGAAGUGAAUACAGGCAAUCUUCACUUUCAUCAAGUGCGUUUGAAAUUAUUAUUCAAGUUACUUGGAACUUAUGAUGAAGGAAAUGAAAGACGUCUCAUCAUAGACUACCUUUGGGAGCCUCAGCUUCUAAAAAAUGUUUUAUGGUUUGUUUUUGGAAUCGAGUCAAACGUUUUUGCGCUUAUUGACAAAAACAAAAAGAAAUGCAAAUAUUUAGCUUUGUCGAUUUACGAACUGCUUGUUAACCAUUUAGGAAAUAUUGUGGAGGAAAUUACAAAUAAGCGGAUUCAAGGACACAAGUCAGCAGACCUAAAAAGCCAAAGAAACAAAGUCGAGAAAAGAAUAAGAUCAUGGCACACUCUACUAGAACAAAUUGCAGAGGAAAAAGAUACAAAACUUUAUGUGCAUUUUCAUUGGACGCAUUACUGUUUCUUGCAAUAUACCUGUGAUAUCGUUGAUAGCAGGCUUUCUGAAACGUUAACAUCUUUAGAAAAUACCAUAAAGGACUCAGAUUCUUCUUUAGACAUUGCAUAUCCAAAUUACCGUCAUAUACCGGCAUUAAACCUAAACACUGUCCAAUCCCAGAAAAGGAAAAUAAGAAUAAUACAAAACAUAACAGUUGAAGAUAUCUCCGAAGACGCAAACUCUGACAGUCAUUCAGAAAAUCAUCUAGAAACCCUAGAACGAGUCCUUUUACAUAUAUUAUAUCCUUCAACCAAUCAGUCAACUAUUGAUGAGGAAAUGGUUUCCUUCAUCUUCAACUCGCCAUUCCUACUGAAAAUUAGACUCUGGGGAGUUCUCUUUUCAUCAUAUGUUAAAAAAUCCAGUAUACAGGAUGUUCAAAGAAUUUAUUUUCACGUGCUUGAUUUUAUGAAGGGCGCAUUAACGUCACCUAUCUACAAGGAAUCGAACCCGCAUGCAAGGCACCAAAUGUUAUUGACAGUGCUGACGGCAAUCGGCUAUUUCUCGAGCCAACUGAUCAAGAUUUUAAACUCAAAUAGAUGGGAAGGUAGCGAUUUCAUGUUAGAGGACCGUAUGUUUGAAAAGCUACUGCAAACGUUCUUCUUCUUUUACACCGUUCUUUUCUAUGAAAGCUCUGCAGCUAACGACGUCUCUAAUAAGUCGUUUUUCAAGAGGGCUUCGAAAUCAUCAGGAAAAAUGAAGGACAUAAUGAUAGAUCUAGCGACAUUGAUACUUUAUUAUUAUGAUAUUCAGGCAAAGUGUAGAACACCUGCUGAACAAGGUAUUGAAACAACGGAAGUGAUUUGGUCUUUACAUACUCUUUUUGGAUAUUUUCAUUUUUGUGAUGCAUCAAAUGGCAAGUUUCUAGAUUUAGCUGAAAAACUGCUGUGCCAGUUCAUUAACAAUGAUUCAUUUUUACAGUUGAAGCAAAUACUAUGGUGUAGAUACCAUUACACGAUAGCUAGUGAUAACUUUAGCCCUGAUUUGCAUGACACAAAAGCGGUAGAGAUGGAAAAGAUACACUCUUUGCCUUUAGGAACUUACCUAAUCAAAUUACAGUAUCAAAACAAGAAUCCUUACCUUUCGUCGUCAAAGACCACUCUAAAGCAGAUCAUGGAUAAUAUUAUAGAAAAAAUUGGUGACCCAUCAACACUGGAUAAUCACAUCAUAUCUAGAAACUCAUUUCUAUUAAAUGAAUAUUUAUCAAGGCCAAUAACGGCGGAUUUGUUGAAGCAUGCAUUUUCUGGUGCUACAAGCUUGUAUUUAACUACGCCGCACGACGAGUUACAACAAGGUAUGACAGCUGGUUUGUUCUAUGUAUCCAGCUUACAGUCCUUGGGUUUGUACAAAAUGAGAAAGAAGUCUAUGCAAGCAAGACCUUCUGAAUUAGACUCCAUUAUCAGAAUGUUAAAGAAUGAUAUUAUAUACAACACGAACCGUUUUGAAAGCUGGAUACUACUCGGAAAGUGCUACAGUUAUAUAGUUGAAGAUGAUUUGAUUUGGACUUCAGAUAAGAUCACGGUCCCUGAGAAAAAAGACGUUAUUGCUCUGACACAACGAAAGGCAAUACUGUGCUAUUUAAUGGCCAUUUCCAUUUAUUAUAGUAAGUCAGGUCGAACCAUUGACGAUAAAAAGAUUAUAUUGGAAGCAUUAGAUGAUUUAGGGUCUAUGCUUAUUAGCGGUUGCUUUAAUCCCAUGAAUAAACUCUGUUUUAGCUGGAAAAGUUGCGCUGAAAAUACAAUGAGAUUGUCUGAGACUGGGGAGGUAGUAAUGGAAAAAACAAAGAAAAUCACUACAAUCUCAGAUUUUAACAUCGAGCAAAGUAUAUUUUUGUGUUUCAAUAAAGCUUGUUCUCUAUCUGGCGAUAUCAAGUUACAAGACGAUGCAUUCGUGUUAAACUGGUCUAGCUUUUACAGCCUGGCUAAGUUUUUUUUCAAAACAGAUUACGGGAACAAUUGUAAACUAGUCGCUAGGUAUAUUAUUCAAAGUUGCCAAAUAGCGUAUGAGUCAUCCCCUGCUAAAGAUCCAAUCAUAGAACCUCAUUAUCUAUUAGUUAAUGCCUGUUACAAGUGGGUAAAGAGAGGCGUCAUAGGUGUUAAUGAAGCUUUUGCUUUACUGUCAAAAGAUAACCAAUUUUUUCAGGAACAAGGAGAAUUUUGGCUUAACGACGAAGGUCUUGCAUGGGAUUACCAAGAAAAAGUUUUUUUUGACAAGAUCAUAAGACUACUUCACCACUUACUAUCUGUAGACAAGAAAAAAUGGCAGCAUAGACCUCGUUACAGAAUAGCACGCAUAUUGUUUGACGAUUUUGGUGAUGUGGACGGCGCUUUGAAAGAGAUGGAUAGCUUAAUAUCCGCAAAAAGCAUAAACAAAAACUUGGUCAAUAUAUGGAAACCAGAUUUUGAAAGGCCAGGGAAGCAUUUCAUCUAUACGUAUCAGUAUCUGGUUUUGUAUUUGGAUUUGCUUUUCGCCAUAAAAGAUUUCAAUACAACAGGUCUUGUUAUAAAAAAGCUAAGGCGUUUCGGUUCUGGAACGGUGAACAUAAACGAGCUUUUAGAACGUGCCAUUAACGUGUAUACGCAAAGUGCCAAAAUUAAGUUGCAAUUACAAGACAAGAGCUAUGUGGAGCAGAUCCUUCCCACACUUAACUACCAAGAUUUUCUGAAGAUUAGUGAACAACUAAACCGAGUUUUCGAUCAAGGCAAGCACCCCGAAGAAAUAUCUUCUGGGUUAAAACUUGCAUUUCAGCUGAAGAAGGGGCAUAGCGGGAUUGCCUUUGACAGCGUCUGCUUGGGCAUUUAUUUCGAGUAUCUCUAUUUUCCCUUAGCUCGACAGCAUCAAUCUCUCACAGACGCGAACGAUGAGGGCAGUCCAGUACCACCAUCUUCAGGUUCUGUGACAUCAAAGAGCACUCCAGACUCUACUUCCAAGGCAAGUGCAAUAAAGAAACGUGUUACAAAGAAGGAAGUCUUCGAUAGAGUGAGACUAUUAGUGGAUAAGAUCACGUGA